UCAGCAGGGUGAAGGUUUGGCCAGGCUCCUGUUUUCCUCCUCCAGAAUAAAACCAUGAGGUGCAGCCUGCGCAGCGCUGUGUCUGCGGAGACGCUCCCGUUGUCCUCCUGCAGGAGAUCUACACAGCUGAUCCACUAGAACGCUGACCUCCUGUCCGAGCCAUAACGCAGGAUCCGGCCACAGGGAAGGCAAAAGAAGGGAGGAAGGGAGAAAUAAAGCGCAGCUUCCUUGCGUUAUGUUGGGGAACAGAAAGAAAGCGGCCCCGGGGGUGAAGAACGGAGCCGGGACAUCUAAGGCCAUCGACCCCCUGAAGAACCUGGGAGUGCAGGAUGAUGAAGAUGUGAAGCGGAUGUUGCAGGGAUCCAGUAUGGUAAAGGUACGCUCGCCUCGCUGGCAGAAGCGACGAACUCUGAAGCUGCUGGAAGACGGUGUCACUGUCUGGUGUCAGUCCCACAAAACCUCCAGCCGGGCCAAGGAGCAACAAUCCUUUUCUGUCAUGGAAGUGGAGUGCAUUCGUGAGGGUUGCCAGUCAGAGAUGUUGCGGCAGAUGGUCGGCUCAGUACCAGAGGGCCGGUGUUUGACAGUGGUCUUCAAAGGGCCCCGCAAGAGCCUGGAUCUCCUCUGUCAGAGCCAGGAGGAGGCUCAGCAAUGGGUCCGCGGCAUCCGAACCCUGCAGGAGAGGGUGGACAACAUGACCCAGAAGGAAAAACUUGACCACUGGAUUCAUGCUUACCUGAGUCGAGCCGACCAGAACCAUGAUGAUAAAAUGAGCUAUGAGGAAGUCCAGACACUGCUGCAGAUGAUCAACAUUGACCUGAGUGACCAGUAUGCCCGCAGCCUCUUUCAGAAAUGUGAUCAGUCCGCUGACGGUCGCCUGGACCAUGGGGAGAUUGAAGUUUUCUGCAGGGAGUUGUUACGGAGACCGGAGCUAGAUGCUGUGUUUAUCCGCUACUCUGCAAAUGGCUGUGUACUUUCCACUGUGGACCUGAGGGAUUUCUUCAAGGACCAGGGGGAGGACGCUUCCCUCAUCCAUGCCCAAAGCGUCAUACUCACCUAUGAACUUAAUGAGUGGGCCCAGAGGAACCAGUUCAUGACCCCAAAUGGUUUUACCAUGUACAUGCUCUCUAAGGAGAACUGUGUAUUUAACCCAGAGCAUGCUAGGGUUUACCAAGACAUGAAACACCCACUGGCACACUACUUCAUCUCCUCCUCUCACAAUACCUACCUCACUAAGGACCAGCUGACCGGGGACAGCAGCACAGAGCCAUAUAUCCGAGCCUUGAAUCAUAGCUGCCGCUGUGUGGAGCUGGACUGUUGGGAUGGAGAUAAAGGAGAGCCAAUCAUAUACCAUGGACACACACUCACCUCCAAAGUGCCCUUUGUCGAAGUCAUUGAGACCAUCAAUGAAUAUGCUUUUAAAGCAUCUCCGUACCCUCUGAUCCUGUCCCUGGAGAACCACUGCUCCGUGGAGCAGCAGACAGUAAUGGCUCGACACCUACGAUCCAUCCUGGGAGACAAGCUGCUCACCAAGUCCGUCAGUGAUCUGGAUCCUCACAAGCUGCCCUCUCCAGAGGAGCUCAAGUUUAAAAUCCUGGUCAAAGGGAAGAAGGAGCGUGUGGUGGAGUGCUCAUCCAGCUCUUCAGACCUCAGCUCCUCAGACGAGGAGGCCAGCUGCGCCGAAGGCAAACCCAGGAGAAAGAAAGAGGAAAAGAAGCCAGGUGUGUCUAAGCUGAGUCCAGAGCUGUCGGAGCUGGUUGUGUACACCCAAAGUGUUCCCUUCAAAAGCUUCGAACAAGCAGCCAAAAACCCAGCAACUGACAUGUCCUCUUUCUCCGAGAGCGACGCACUCAGAUACAUCAAGGACUCAGGGAUGUAUUUUGUUCGCCACAACAGCCACCAGCUCAGCAGGAUCUACCCCUCAGGCCAGCGCCUCCAGUCCUCCAACUACAACCCUCAGGAGAUGUGGAACGGCGGCUGUCAGAUUGUUGCUUUGAAUUUCCAGACACCUGGUGAGCAGAUGGACCUAAACCAUGGCAGGUUUCUGCAGAAUGGUCAGUGUGGGUACAUCCUGAAGCCUCCGUUCAUGUGCCGGCCAGACACCACCUUCAACCCAGAGAAUGUUGGUGGAGGACCUGGCCAUAGUCCUGUCCUACUCACUGUUCGGGUUAUUUCAGCUCAGCAGCUUCCUAAACCAGAAUGGGACAAGCCCAGCUCCAUUGUGGACCCUCAGGUGUGGGUAGAGAUACAUGGUGUUCCCAUAGACAACAAUAAGAAGAAAACUCAUCAUGUCGACAACAAUGGCUUCAACCCGCGGUGGGACUGUACCUUUAACUUUACCGUCCAUGUCCCUGACCUGGCUCUGGUUCGUUUCAUGGUGGAGGACCAUGACUAUACCUCAAGCAAUGACUUCCUGGGACAGUACACUCUGCCUUUCACAAGUCUCCGUACAGGUUAUCGCCAUGUUUGGCUGCUUAAAGUGGAUGGCUCCAGCCUUUCGCCUUCCUCACUCUUCAUCCACAUCAAGGUCACUCCGUGUCAGAGCAGUCCCUCGAAAUCACCGGCCAAGUCUUCAGCCAAGAAACCCUAAUCCCAUCUCUGAAGCAUGGAAGCCAUCAUUGGAAGAUCCCCAGGACAUAUCUGCCUGCAAUAGAAGACCUAAUUCAUUAACUUAAAGGUUAUAUCAUUGUCGACCUUGCAGCUAUAUCCCCACUCUGUCCACAUUUUAUGGAAGAGAACUGUGUUGUUACAGACAUGCAAACAGUAAAACUGACCAGUAUUUUAAACGUAUGAAGAAGAAAGAAAACACUGUUCUGAGAUGCGUACAGUAUGAUCAGUUUUGUGAUCUUCCCAAGAGUGUAAACAAAAAACUGAAGAUACAAUCAGGGAGGUAAUUACCAUCAAACCAAAUGUCAAUUUUGGCUGUGGUUGGUAGGUUUAACUGCACUAACAUCAUUCCCUCAAAAACCAAAUCUUCCAGUUACAGUGACUGGUGCAUAUUUGAAACCAGAACUGUCUAUUUAAUCCCUCAUUUAACGGAGGGUUGAUUCUCAGAGCAGGACUUAGUGACAACCCAUCGAACCAGCCUGCAGAAGUCUACAUAUAUCAAUGUACGAGACCAUGACCAAAGUUUGGUGCUAGAGUUUGUCUCCACAUUUGAGUCUCAAGCCUUCCACAGGAAGGCCUUUUUUAAACUACAGUAACUUAUUUUUAAAUUUAUUUGAACUAAAUAGUCUAGAAAUGCCUGCUGGUAUGUGCUUCAAACAUUACUUGGGUAGGGUAGAAACUCUUCAUUAACUUUAUAAAUAGCAUGUGAAGGAGACAUUAACUAUAAAGAAUGGGCUGAUUUGAUAUGUCCAUUAAAAGAACCAUUGGUCGCUGUAGUCAUUAUUGACGUCCAUACUGGCUGUGAAGUGAUCUCUUCCUAAUGUGACUUACUGUAAGUGACAAGGGACAUAAUCACAGUGAAAAAAUGCAUUUUAAAGUUCAGCUAUGUGGCUUUAGGAGUCUGGAGGCUAUGGUCUACUUCAAACUAAGUGCUUGUUGGAUCAUCAGAACGGCAUCUGAAACUGCCUCCCCCCGUGCAAAUUUUUCUUUUUCUAGCAUUUGUUGGUUGGUUGAGGUUAGGGGUGAAAAUAUCAGGGUAUGCCAGUCAGAGGCAGAACAACGUGGGAUUUUUUCACCAUCAUCACCAUCAUUUGGGGAAAAACGCAAUAGAAAUUGUCUCUUCUAUUUUUGAGUUACAUAACACAGAUAGGUUCAGAACAGCUAUAAAUACUUUAGCCAGUGGUUUAUAAAAGGCUACAAGUCCAGUUUUUCAACUCUUGAAAGUUAUCGUCUGUCUUGGUGACUGUAAGGUAAACACUUCACAUGGCUGAGAUCAGCUUUUGUAGCCUGAUGAUGCUGAUGCUGUCCCCCUAUCUGCCGCAGCUGAUCAAGGAAGUGUCGGGGGGAACCCUCUGAAAGAUACCCAUUAGAUUUGUCUGACUUAUAUUGUUGUUAGCAUUAGCUAGCUUUCUUUCGGUGAGGUCAUAUUAGGAAAGAUCAGGUCACAGCCAGUACACUGUAAAAACAAAUUCUAAAGGCAGCUGUCUUCACUAAAUGUUUCUGUUUUAUGUCAAAAUGAAACUUAUCUACAACUUUGCACUUUUUGGGUGCUUGAAAAUUAAAUAUAUAUAUGUGUGAGUUUGCAUUUGACUUAAAGCUGAAACAUUUAAGGAAGAGAGUUGCUUUGAAAUUAUGAGUUUUCUAAACUUUUUGUUACACUGUACGAACAGGAGGCAUAAAUCUGAUAGAGGCAUAAAAACAUAUUUGAUAAAAAAUUCUAAUCUUCUAAUAUCAAGGAUCACUUUUUCUGACGCUUUUGAGCACAUCAUACUCCGUGUCCACAUGCAACCAGGUUACACAGGUAGUGGUAGAACAGGUCCACAUGUGACUGUAAAUCAGUGUGUACAUGCAGCAGGUCAGUGAUCAGAUUUCACCCCUACCCUGACCUUACUCUUAACUUUAUUUUUAUUCUUUUUUGACAAAAACAAAAUACUAACAGACAUUCAUUUAUAACUAAAAGUCAAUUCUGUUGGUUUUAUUCCAAAAAGAAAUAUAACAAAGUACUCCAAACAGAUAUAAAGUAAAAUAAGAUAUGAUCUCCAGUUUUCCAGUAUUUUUCACAUUUGUAAGUGGCAUAUCUCAAGGAAAAAGUCAAUUGUUCCAUUAUAUACAUUUCCUGAACUAUCGAUUCAGGGACUGUUGGAGAUUCUUAGCUCAGCCUUUUCCUUGGUAUUGGUCUUUGCUACCUGUUAAUAGUAUUAGUAAUAAAUAUCUGUCCUGCUUUUGCAGCCCAGUAGGCAAGUGUCCCAAAUACAUAACACUCAAAUUAAAAUUAAGCGCAGGACUGAUGACUGUUCUGAUCUCUGUUACUUAUCUACCCAGGAAGAGGAAAUAUUAGGACACGCCCUAAAAAUAUGAAAAUAAUACCUUAUUGUGGAACCGUAGCUUACAUUUUUGGGCAGUUAGACUUGGUCCAGCCAAUCAGCUGUUACUUCCCCUGUCAGUAGAAAGCUGAUUAGAAACCUGCUUACCUCAAUACAUGACAGAAAUGCAUCACAUUUUUCUAACCCCCUACCCUGAUUACUGUAUUAAAGAUUGAAUUUCAGUGCUCGUGUAUCAAGAUACAAAAACUUAAACUUAUCUUUUUAAAACUGUAUGUAGGGAUAGUUGGAUCCUACUACAGCUCUAUGUAUCAGUGUGAUACAGGGGUCAAAUGUGGCAACGUCCCCAACACUAUAUAGCACUAAAAGCCACAUGGAAAAUAACUGAUUUUUAUAGGAGAUGCAGAGCUCCAUGAUGGUGAACGAUCUUGUUUCUGCCUGUCUGACGUGCUGUAUGAAUUAGGGGCCCAUUGGCAGGUAAAAGACCAGUGUAUAAGAUUUAGCGGCAUCUAGUGGUGUAGUUGCAGAUUGCAACUUAUUCCCUUCAUCCUCCCCUUCCAAGAGUGAAUAUUCACUAUUUGGGCUUCUGUAGAAAAAUGGCCAUUGUGGAUAUAAACAGCUCAUU
Messenger RNA from Morone saxatilis (striped sea-bass), 5550 nucleotides. RefSeq names its product 1-phosphatidylinositol 4,5-bisphosphate phosphodiesterase delta-3-A-like. The transcript has 16 exons. Lineage: Eukaryota; Metazoa; Chordata; Actinopteri; Moronidae. The coding region runs from base 236 to 2587 and encodes 783 amino acids. Gene Ontology annotation, molecular function: calcium ion binding; phosphatidylinositol-4,5-bisphosphate phospholipase C activity. Gene Ontology annotation, biological process: intracellular signal transduction; lipid metabolic process. The record is from RefSeq and is a predicted model, not a curated record.